GCGCAGGGAACGGUGCGCACUCCCAUUGACCAGGCUGUAGUCUGUAGUCAGAGUCGUUCGUGUAUUCGGGCCAAUAGUAAUCGUGCGGUGGCUUUGAGAACACGGUACGGUUCCUCGUUAGUCUGGCCGUGGUGCAUCUCCGUCUCCGCACGUCACGACGGGUAGAACGAGCGAGCGAUAGAAAGAGGAAGAGGGGAACGCGAAGAAAGACGCAGUCGUCAUAGGCGAGAGAAGGGCAAAAGCGACGCGAGCGCGAGACCGAGACGUCAAUUUUAGUCGACGAGUCGGGAGUCGGGAGUCCGGAUCGUUCGUUGUUCGUUCGCGUUCGCACGAGUAGAGCGAGCAGCUCCUAAGAGAGGAACGGUAACAGUAUCGCCUGGCGCUCGUCUCUCGUCGCAGACGUGCCUCUAGUUUCCGGUGCAAUCGUGUUCAGAAGCCGCGGGGAAGCUGCAACUCUUCUUCAGCACCAGGACUCCGCAGCGGGAGCCGCGCAAGACGAGCAUCAUCGACACCAGCCGCCAGCAACACCGCGAGGACUGCGGCCGCAGUGGCAGCAGGCGGCAGAAGCAGCAGCACCAGCACCGGUAGUAGAAGCGGAAGCAGCACGCAUCGAGCAUUCGGUUGGACCGCGUUCGUCAAGGAACGCGGCUGUCAGAAGUGAGAACAGUCGGCGAGAAGUAGUGGCACCGGAAAGGCGGACGGCCGAGUCCGCUGCGAGGACGUCCGAGCGGGUCGUCCGAUCAGUCGGUUAGGGUUCAUCGUGGGCGAGCAACAGCGGCCGGACUUGUCGCCAUGCCGGCAGGUAUUGGCGCUUCGUACAGGUCGUUAGGCGACCUGGGCGAGGACGUUUACAAAAGCACGACGAUCGUCGACCAGACACAGACCACCGGGCAGAGCGUCCUCGAGAGCGUCAAGAAGGCUUUCAGUUUCGCCUCGCCCAAGGUCGAGCUCAGGAAAAAGGACCCGCUGAUCGAGGACCGCCGUGAGAGCGUCUCGAUCGUCUCAAGGGAAAGACACAGGAUGCCGAGCGCCGCCACCGCCGAGGAAUCAGCUCUGUUGGGCACGAUGCCUUCAGAUAGCAUGGAUGACAUCGAGCUGAAAAAUAUUCAGCUUCAAUUCCCCGCAUUGAGAUACCUGUCGAGGGACGACAGUUCGGUGCGGGAGGAGAGGGUGGAAACCGACAAGGGAAGUUUGCUGGUCGCUGUGCAAGGAAACCGGGCGAAACCUGGCAUUCUCACUUUCCACGACUUAGGCCUUAACUAUAUAUCGAGCUUCCAAGCAUUCUUCAAUUACAUCGACAUGCGUGUUCUACUCGAGAAUUUCUGCGUGUACCACGUGAACGCGCCGGGUCAAGAGGAAGGUGCAUCAACGCUUCCUGAGGACUACGUUUAUCCGUCCAUGGACGAACUGGCAGAGCAGCUGCUCUUCGUCUUGGGCCAUUUUGGCCUGAAGUCCAUAAUCGGUUUUGGAGUCGGCGCCGGAGCUAACAUACUCGCCAGAUUCGCUCUUGCUCACCCUGAGAAGGUCAACGCGCUGUGCUUGAUAAACUGCGUGUCCACCCAGGCAGGUUGGAUCGAGUGGGCUUAUCAGAAGAUGAACGUUCGUCAUCUGAGAUCACAGGGCAUGACUCAAGGAGUCCUGGAUUACCUGAUGUGGCAUCAUUUCGGCAGGAUGAUUCCGUUUAAGCGACAUAUAUUGAAGCAGAAUAAACAAUAUCAUCUUUCCAUCCUUGGUACGGAAGAGAGGAACCACGACCUGGUUCAGGUGUACAAAAAUUACUUCGAGCGUCACGUGAACCCGACGAACCUGGCGCUGUUCAUCGACAGCUACAUCCGCCGCACGGAUCUGAACAUCACGAGGGAAUUAGACCCGAUACGCAAAAAGGACGGCCUCACGCUUGGUGUACCUGUCAUGAACAUCACCGGAGCUCUAAGCCCGCACGUCGACGACACCGUCACGUUAAACGGUCGAUUAGACCCGACGAACAGCUCUUGGAUGAAGAUUUCCGACUGCGGAAUGGUGCUGGAGGAGCAACCGGGCAAAGUUAGCGAGGCUUUCCGGCUCUUUCUGCAGGGCGAAGGAUAUGUGGUGAAAUCCUCGCGGAAGCCCGUGACGCCGACAACACCCGAAGUGGCACCGCUCUCACCACUGAAAAUGGCCGACUACAGACUGGCUUCCCUCGAGGAACUGAACCACGUGUGCAUUAAGAAAAUCGACCGGCCGACCGCGACUAUACACAUCACCGAGAACCCCAUAUCGGAGGCGGUCGUUUGCUAAAUCCUCAUCCGGAAACCUCGCCGUUACCCCAUUGAUCGUGUUCUCGAACGUAACAGAAACGAACGAACACUAACACACACACACACACGCACACGUACGCGCGUACACCUACACGUACACGAUCAACACAGGUAGAGACGUACACACAACAAGAGAACAAGAAACACGCAAAAAUCGAGAGCAACGGGUCGAUAUCUCAUCGAGGUUUCGUCCGGGCAACGAUCGACGUGGCACUAAAAACGUUCUCGUUUCGAUUUUAAUUACCCUCUCCUCCUUUCCCCCAUCCCUGGAAGUUACAGCGAUUCCAGUAUUUUCCUCGUUUCUUUUUCUUUUUUUUUUUUUUUUAGUAUUAACGAUUCGUUUUACUGUAACAACACCUUCUCUCUACACCUCUAGCCCCUUUAUUUAUUAAACAAAGUUAAGAGACGCAGGUAUCGUCGUUUCGACGGUGCGAGACUAACUUUCGUUUUCUUCUCGUUGGAUAGUCGUAUUUACUUAACGAUAGUUUCUUACCUGUUUUUGCGUUCACGGAUAAUUUUUUUUCUUUGCGUUUUACGAUUAAAUCGUUGUUUGUAAGAGUACAAGGAAGCGUUUUAUCGAUUGGAUAGCGUUGGAUCGAGGCCGACAACGCGCCGUGAAUCUUUUACGAGAUUUUUAAAAACCACCAGGAAACUCGGAACCGCGGAGACACUCACUUUUCAAUGAACGUGCAAGCGAAACCGCGGCCCAUUGUUCUUCCGCGGUGACAGGAACACACGCUCGAGGAAUUUUUACUGUUGUUGUUUACGGAAUCUUUGUUCACACGGAACAGCGUAUUUUUUUAACAAAACGAACAAUACGAACGCCCCCGCCGCCGCCGCCGCCACCACCACCACUGAACACCACCACCACCACCACCGCCACAUACCACCGCCCCCGUCCCCACGAACCCUCCUCCGUCUCGUCCCCGACGGACGUGUUUUAAUAACGAAAUUCGAGGAUCGAAAACGUGGAAUUGAGCGAAACCAAAAAAAAAAAACAAGUUCGAAAAGAAAAGAAAAAACGAAACACUAACGAACAAUCGUAAAUAAUAAUAAUAAUAUUAAUAAUGAUAAUGAUAAUAAUAACGAUCUUCAAUCCCAAACAAAGCCAUCGCAUUCAUCGGUGUUCGCGCAGUUUACGAUUCUCGUGCAACGUCAGAGACAACGAAAGAUCAUCGUUUUACAUAAACGCGACUUUUAAAAAACGAACGAAACGAUAAAAUGUAAAAAAAAAAAGGAUAAGAGAUACAGAUGGGAGAACCAAGAGGAAGAGGAGGUCGACGAUGCGGAAGCGACGACGACGACGACGAGUCGCCGGCCUCGAUUGCUUGGGGUGAUAACCGAUACGGCCUGGCGAUCGAACGGUGCCAUUUUUGGCGGUUCGAUGCGAACUGUCACCGGCGUUAGGCGGACGAAAAUUGUGUUGCGAGUAAGACGAACAAAUGUUUGGCAGCACUGCAUCGUAGAGAAGCCGCGCACCAAUGCUUUCCGUGUUCAUAUGAGAGGCGAGAGAACGAAGGAUAGGCGCAACGAUGCGGGGGAAGCGUCGCUGCCGACAACGACACCGACACCGACACGCAACCGAUCACGCGAUUCUCCCCGGUUAUUCGAGAGAAUCUUUGUCCCCGGGUUACCUGGGAGUGGAGACGUUCGGCAAACACUUCGCGCUUUUCUUCUCGCCCGGCUUCGGCGAUCCGAGUCGCUUCAGGAACUUCGAAUAAGGAACGCCUUUUUUUAAUCUGUCUUCACCGCUUGACUCGGUCAUCGAUUAGCCCGAUCAUGUCGCGAGGCUGUUUCCUUUCCUUUUUUUUUCUCAUUCAUGUAACGAUUCGAUACGAUUCGGGACGAAGUUGUUGCGACGCUUGUACAAAGAUACAAUGUGAAAUGUAAGAAUUCGUUCGCGCGACGGCUCGAUCAUCCACUAAUCUGUAUUGUUCACUGUUUCUUGCUCAGCUUCGUCGUGCGAUGGACGCCAAGGCAAACCGGAAUGCUGCGAGGAGGACACUUUUAUCAGUUAUUUAUAAUUAACACGUUCGCUACCGGCAUCCGUGCGGAAGUUAGUUAUAUACAAUAUGUAAGCAAGCGAGUCCGGUAUUCUUCGAUUGUACAGUGGACGGGGUUGUAAUUCUGCCGUACGAUACGACGGUGGCUUUUAAAACUACGUGUUCUUGUCAACGUUCUCCCUGUGUGUACUUGUUCUUCGACAUGUUUAAUUAAAUUAUUUUUCGAAAAUCAGCCAUUAUCAUUGCGAUAUUUGAAAAAAUGGACGCGGUGGUGUUUGAUCAUGCACGUGAUCCUGGAAGGGGGACCAUAUGACGGCGUGUGGGUGUAAUAAUGGACCUAAAAACUUAUAUCUUUACGAUCUACGAACGGACUGUGGAUCUUAUCGCAUUUACAACGAAUAUUAUUGUAAUGAAACUACGAGCAGCAAUUUCGCGAACUGUGUUAUAAUUGUUUCGAAUGUACGCGCUAAAAAGCACAAGUUGAAACGAUCUAUUCGACUUCUUACGCUUGGAAUUGCGGCGGAUGAUUUUUGUUCGGCACAGAGAUCCGCAGUCCACGAUCCGUGAACAGCCUUGUUAGCGGUUUAUAUAUAUAUUUCUUAUUUCAACGAAGAUACAGAGGAAGCUCUAUGGUGUUCCAAUACAGAAUACUUUUAUACUGCCUGAAUUGAUUGAAAGUAACUGUAGUCGAGCAUCCUGGCAGCAAGAAAUAUUUCUCUUAGCAUUUCUUAGCCGAAUAGGUUGAUCGAAUCCAUCGAUGGGACUUGCUUGCAUCUUUGUAUUACACUUUAUCUUCUUCUUUUAUCGAGGUAUGUCCCUCUUAUGCCCUGAACGUACUUCGAAGUACCAUUUUUUUUUUAAUUAAAACAGCGUUACGUUUACGAAAUAUGCGUUUGGUCUUUCACAAAAGCCUGUGCAAAUUUUUGCGCGUUAAUUAAUUUACACCGCUGACUUUUCAACAUCCUAUCGGCUCGAUUCGCAAGCGAUUAUCGGGGUUAAUUGAAACUUGCCUAGUCUUUUCAAUCGACCGUCUCGUCAACUGACGCGAUUCUAAGUAGAACUAUAUACCGCAGCAAUUUCGUCGCGGGUGCAAGAAUCAAAGGUGCCGUAGGUACAGUGAAACCGUCACAAUUCAAGGCAUAAUGGGUCAAUUUAUUUGCAAGUUUUGCGAACGAGCCUUCCAGUAGCGAACGUGUUAACCGGAACCGAAGCAGCUUUUUGAAUAACCGUGGAGAAUGGCGGCAAAGUCUUCUGGAAAAAAAAGAAAAACGAUUAGCUCGUCGCGCUCGAGGAUUCGUGGCUCCGCCGCGUGAAUCGUUCCUGGUCGCGACGAGCGCGAAGGUGUGCACGCGACGCACCCGGAUCGGGGGAAUAGCGUUUUACCGGCGAGAAAGCGAAAACCAAGGUAGGUAUCGGCAUUAGACGCGUCGACGUAUCCUCUCUCUCGAUGAUCUCGCUUGUUCGUUGUUACGCAAGAAGUUACACAAAACGGUGAACGCAAAAAAGAGACGAGCAAAAAGCGAGAAAUGAGAAAGAAGAAAACCAAACACAACAAAGAAAACAAGUAAGCCUAAAUAAAACGCGUAAGAAAAUCCGGCCGCCGCCAGUCGCGGCCGGCUCUCGUGUUCUCUCGAUAAGAAACUUCUCGUAGGCCUGCACGUGUGAUAAUGUGCUUCGUGUUAAACAAAAAAUGAGAAAAUAGAAAAAAAAGCGGAUGGAGAAAAAGAGACGAAAAAGAAGAAAAAGAAGAAGGAGAUGACAAAAGGAAAGCCCGUUCGAGGACACCGCGCGUUUAACGUCCUCGAACGAGUCGUUUCCCCGGGAGAUGGGCGUUUCUUUCCUCCGCGGGAGGAGAGGCGCCGGUCCGUUUGUUUGCGCUCGCGCACCGUUCGCACCCUUCCCUUAAUUCCGAGGCGUUCUAGAGAUCAAAGUUGUAAUUAGAGGAGAGGCGUGUGUGCUCGAAGGGAACGGAGAGGGAGUACACGAAAGCGUAUGCUCGGAGAGCCUGGAAGAGUUUUAGCGUUCGAGGGUAGAUAGCUGAUUCUAAAGAAAUGAUAAACGAGUAAAACAAACGAAGGAAAGACCGCGUGGAGAAGCGGUAAGAGAACGGAGGGGAGGAGCAUCUGGUUCGGUACCUCAAAUACGGUUCUACACCGGGCUUCUUAAAGCCUUUAGCGUGAUAUGAUAAGACGUGCCUGCUACAUGAUGUCGUACGUAGCUUUCGAGAGAAGAAAAACGGAGAAAAAAAACGUGUUUCACCGCCUUUAGUUUUCUAUAUCAGAUGAUUCCCGCGCGUCCCGGAUUUUCCCUAUUUUCGCGCGCCCUCUUAGAACCAGCCGUGCGCGUGGAGCACGCUGCAUUCGAUGGUACUAAUCGCCGCCGAAACUCGGACAUCAUUGGAUGAAAACGCCGACGAAACCGUGGCGAACACUCGGCAAUUCGACGUCCGUGUACACGCGGAAUCGCCGUCCGAAUCUUUGCGAUCUCGCGUGUUCCGAAAGGUAAUAUAGAGCACAGGUUUAUUUGCGGCUGUAGGCCAGGCGUGAGCGAACAACUCUGGGUUGCAUCUGAAGGAAUUAACGCCGAUUUUGCGCAAAACUAUUCGUUCGAGGGUGUGUUUAUGUUGGAGCUGCGAUUUACGAAAAAAGAAAUAGAAAAACAGCAUCGAUGAAAGGGAAGCAACGGAGACCGACACCACCGAUUCUGUCGUUUUAUUCGAUAUUUCUCGAUGUACCGUACACAGUGAGAUAUAAAAAUCACGAUUCCUCCGCAGGAUCGCUCGUCUUUGAGGAAUCUUGCGUGACUAGGCUAUUAGCGCGGCUCCAUUAUGAGCAAAGAGCACGGAAAGACUUCUGUCGACGAUGUUCUUACAGCUUUAGCUCCAACAUAAACGUUUUCGAGCCACGAUAACGGAUAUAUCGAUUAGUGGCCGAUUUCAGCGAUAGCGAAAUCUCGAGAAUUGCUAAAAUAUUGACGCUAUCGUGGCUCGAACGUGCGAGUUGGCUCUCUGCAAUAGUGUUUCCUCGAGUAGACAGACGUUGCUCCCGAGCAAGUUGCGGUCAGCGGCCACGCCUGCGAUAGAUCUCCGGCAGAGAACGUUUUGGGCAAUGUUAGUGUACGGCAUUUACGACCAUGGCGUGUACCGUUUAGCGUUGUACGGGCGAAGGAUAUAAUCGCCAGAUUUCAAAGAACAAUAAUUACCGAGAUACCGAAUAUCGAGGGGUUGGCCGACACGCGCGAAAACACGACGAAAGUCAGAGGACGAAAGGACGUACCGUGGGUUUAAUCGUUUCAUGUAAAAGAGAGUUUAUAAAAGAGCGAACUAUAUUCUAGAUGUAUACCUAAUGGCGCGUUAUUUAGACUACGGCAAAUUGAGACAAGAAUAAUAGUCGACAGCUUAGUUGUUAGAAAUGUUUGAGGCUCGGUUUCGGGAGGAUCGGAGGAAUGCACGCAUUAAUCAUUGCUAACGCGAGCGCUAUAAUGAGUAAACCAAAAGUUUAAGCAAAACGACAAAAAAAAAGAACACAAGAAUCGAAGAUAACAGAAUAAAAUGAAGAUGUAGCUUUUAAGGACCACCGACACCACUACCACCACCACCACCACCACCACCGCCACAACCAAAAAACCACCACCAUUUAACCCCUUCGUUUCCACUUGUCGCUCUUGGGACUGCAUUAUAGGAACAUUCAAGAACGGAUUAGGUCCACCGAGGUUCAACGGUCCACGCGUUUUUCUCCCAGCCCAUUAAUUGCAUUUGAUUGAACAUAUCGUGAGGAAUGUGUGAUAACGAAUCUAUGAAAUACGUGCACGCCCGCUGCACGGUCGUUCAACGACAAAACUAAUAAUCGUGAUCCUAUCUCUUUCAUUGAAGAUAUUCGAAGGCGACGCAUAUCAUUAACUGCUAAUUUGACGGAUUGUAUUCGUUCUGAUUCACGCGCGGAAGAAAAUUCUAUUAUAUGUAUAAAUUGUUCGAGGGACGGCCCGCGAAUCUCUCGUGUUCAAAAGCGUUUCUAUUUCAGGUGCUAACGGUGAUUGAAUGUCUAUAACGCUCGACGGGCACGCGAACCUUGUCGUUGUUGGUUACGAAGGGUUUAAGAAUAAUUCAGACGACAAAAUUGAGAGAAAUCUUAUUCAUUUGCACACUAAAUCGAUCACACUAAAAAAAAGAAAAAGAGAAAAAAAAACAUUGAGAGAACUAAUAAACGAAAUUACGUGAACCGAUAAUUAUGAAAACGCCACUGAAAUCUCGCGGGAGGAUGAACGAUCCAUUCUUUCGUUUUUCCAUCGGGUGCUACGUGGAGUUUUUGCCUAUGACGCAGAAUCUUUCCGAAUUCCUCGCGCAGAGAGUAUCGUCAUGAUAGAUCGUAGCGGAAAUAUGUUAUUGAGAACAACACUCAAAGUAAACAAGGUAUAGAACAGUAAGCGAAAUAAAACUUAGACGGAGCUUGAGUAUACAUAUAAAUAUACAGGUUAAACAACACGUGCGCACCGAAUAUACAUCUUGUUAUUUAUAAUAAAUGAAUUGUGAAAAAAGAA
Molecule: messenger RNA, 8836 nt
Organism: Megalopta genalis
Lineage: Eukaryota; Metazoa; Arthropoda; Insecta; Hymenoptera; Halictidae
Gene: MESK2
Product: misexpression suppressor of KSR 2
Source: RefSeq, a predicted model, not a curated record